Messenger RNA from Hibiscus syriacus, 1892 nucleotides. RefSeq names its product glutamate-1-semialdehyde 2,1-aminomutase 2, chloroplastic-like. Bases 118 to 1545 code for a protein of 475 amino acids. The record is from RefSeq and is a predicted model, not a curated record. Gene Ontology annotation, cellular component: chloroplast. Gene Ontology annotation, molecular function: transaminase activity; pyridoxal phosphate binding; glutamate-1-semialdehyde 2,1-aminomutase activity. Lineage: Eukaryota; Viridiplantae; Streptophyta; Magnoliopsida; Malvales; Malvaceae. The transcript has 3 exons. Gene Ontology annotation, biological process: tetrapyrrole biosynthetic process.
GAUUUGCUUUUUCGUUUUGGCACAAUACAAUUUCCUCAUCAUCUUCUUCACAUCGGUAAUUAAGAUCACGAAGCAAUAAAGACGACAGGGGGAGACAGAGGCAGUGAGAGACCAAAGAUGGCAGCUUCAAUCAACGGAGUCGGAGGUGUUGAUUUUGGUGGGCUUUCUUCUUCAAAGUUUCAUAAAACAACUCGUUCUUUUUCCCGAUCCCCUUGUUUCCGUGUUCGAAUGACCAUUUCUUCAGAUAAUAAGAAGACGACUUAUACCCUUAAGAAAUCUCAAGAAGCUUUCAAUGCUGCCAUGAAUUUGAUGCCUGGAGGUGUAAAUUCUCCUGUUCGUGCCUUCAAAUCUGUUGGUGGACAGCCAAUUUUCAUGGACUCGGUUAAGGGUUCUCACAUGUGGGACAUAGACGGUAAUGAGUAUAUCGACUAUGUUGGCUCCUGGGGACCGGCUAUAAUUGGUCAUGCUGAUGUUGAGGUGCUUGCAUCCCUGUCCGAGACAAUGAAGAAAGGAACCAGCUUUGGUGCUCCUUGUCUUCUUGAGAAUGUGUUGGCAGAGAUGGUAAUCUCAGCAGUUCCUAGCAUUGAAAUGGUUCGGUUUGUAAACUCUGGUACAGAAGCGUGUAUGGGUGUGCUCCGCCUUGCCCGUGCCUUUACUGGCCGAGAAAAGAUCAUCAAAUUUGAAGGUUGUUACCACGGCCAUGCUGAUCCGUUUCUUGUCAAGGCAGGUAGUGGGGUUGUUACCCUAGGGCUACCCGACUCUCCCGGUGUUCCGAAAGCAACCACUUCUGGAACCCUAACUGCCCCUUACAAUGAUAUAUUAGCUGUCGAAAGUCUCUUUAACAGUAACAAAGGUGAAAUUGCAGCGAUUAUUCUUGAACCUGUUGUUGGCAACUCUGGCUUUAUUACCCCUAAAUCAGAAUUCCUUGAAGCCAUUUGUCACCUAACCAAGGAAAACAAUGCUCUCCUCAUCUUUGAUGAAGUGAUGACCGGAUUUCGCUUGUCUUAUGGUGGGGCACAGGAGUAUUUUGGAAUAACUCCUGAUUUAACAACCUUAGGGAAGAUAAUUGGUGGUGGUCUGCCAGUUGGUGCAUAUGGAGGAAGGAGGGAGAUUAUGGAGAUGGUGGCACCAGCGGGACCAAUGUACCAGGCUGGGACAUUGAGUGGGAACCCAUUGGCAAUGACAGCCGGGAUACAGACCCUUAAGCGGUUGAAAGCGCCAGGAACAUAUGAAUACCUAGAUAGGAUCACCGGAGAUCUUGUAAAGGGCAUUUUAAAUGCUGGAAAGAAGACAGGACAUGCAAUUUGUGGAGAUCAUAUUAGAGGGAUGUUUGGGUUUUUCUUCAAAGAAGGGCCCGUUCACAACUUCGAUGAUGCAAAGAAGACUGAUGCGGCAAAAUUUGCCAGGUUUUACCAGGGAAUGCUGCAAGAAGGUGUUUACUUUGCACCUUCACAGUUCGAAGCUGGAUUUACAAGCUUGGCACAUUCUUCAGAAGACAUUGAGAAGACAAUUGCAGCCGCCGAGAAAGUUCUAAGCAAGGUUUAACGAGUCUGUUGCAGUGUCUUUAAUUGCAUUUUCACAGUUUGAAGAUGGAUUUACUACGCUGAAACAUUCUCCCAAAGACACCCAAAAGACAAAUUCUGUGGUCGAGAAAGUUCUUAGCAAGAUCUAAGGUUAGAUAUAACAGUAACUUUUAACGGUUGAAAUUCUUUGUCCUGCUCUUGUGGUCAUACUUUUCUGUUGCAUGAUUGAGCUUUUUUUCUAUCUAAUUAAGGCUAUUUAGUUGUUGUUUAUUGGAUAAAGAUUUGUAGUAAUCUCUUGUUUCUUAUAAUCUGUAUUUUUACUAAUAAACCAUAUGUAUCUUGGUAAUGUUUGAGUUGAUUUUCAGGCUU